Salpingoeca rosetta is the source of this 1497-nucleotide messenger RNA. RefSeq lists its product as uncharacterized. The transcript is spliced from 10 exons. Bases 1 to 1437 code for a protein of 478 amino acids. Gene Ontology annotation, biological process: maturation of SSU-rRNA. The record is from RefSeq and is a predicted model, not a curated record. NCBI's taxonomy places the organism in Eukaryota, Choanoflagellata, Craspedida, Salpingoecidae. Gene Ontology annotation, molecular function: RNA helicase activity; ATP binding; nucleic acid binding. Gene Ontology annotation, cellular component: 90S preribosome.
AUGGAUCCGUUUGCACUGCUGCGUGGUGGGUUGAGGUUUGACAAGGAGAAGGAUGACAAGGUGCGGCAGAUCUUCGAGGCAGACUCUGAGGAUGACGACAGCACUUCCCAAACCCUCGUCGUGAAGACAAAGCCAAAGGGAAAGAAAGGCAGGGAGGCGAGCAAGAGGAGACAUGAUGACCGUGACGACGAUGACGACGAUGAUGAAGAUGAGGAUGACGGGGCAGAAGACGUGCACCAAGACAGCAGCGACGAGGAGGACGAUGACGAUGAGCUGGAAGUAGACCUGGAUGAGGACGAGGACGAGGAUGACGAUGACGACGAAGAGGAGGACGGUGAGGAAGAGGAUGACAGUGUUGAAGGGAGGCUUGCCAAAGCCAAGCGAAUUGGCCCCAAGAAGGUGAGGAAGCAGCAUCAGAUCCAAGUCAAGGGCGACGAUGUGCCUCCGCCCGUUGUUGCAUUUCAGCAGCUGAGCGACUAUGAUGUGCCGAAAGUCGUCCUCUCAAACCUCUGCAAGAUGCACGAGAAGCCAACGCCAAUCCAGAUGCAAGCCAUACCAGCCAUGCUGAAGAAGCGAGAUGUGGUCGGCAUUGCUCCAACAGGUUCUGGCAAGACGUGUGCGUUUUCGUUUCCGCUGCUGGCGAAUCUUGGCAAGCACGAUGACAGCGGCAUCCGCGCUGUUGUCGUCGCGCCCACGCCCGAGCUCGCAUUUCAGAUCAAGAGCGAGCUGGAGCUGUUGAGUCGGGGCAGCAAGCUGUCGAUCCAACUGCUGACGAAAGCGAAUGUCGGCAACGUCGCAAAGGCCCGCCAACGCUCCCACGACAUCCUCGUGUCGACGCCGCGGCGACUCGUGUACUGCCUGAGCAAAGGGCUGAUUGACCUUGCGAAAGUGUCGUGGGUGGUCAUUGACGAGGCCGACACGCUGUUUGAAAACGGAUACGAGACACAGCUUGAUGAGAUCUUGCACGCCUGCGCCAACAGGGAGCAUGUCUCCCUCUUCAGCGCGACCAUGGGAGUGAAUCUUGUUAUCAACUUUGAUUUCCCGCCAUCCGCAAACGAAUACAUCCACCGCGUUGGCCGGACUGGCCGUGCUGGGCGCACGGGUACCGCCAUCACAUUCUUCACAACACGCGACGCUCCCAUCCUCAGAUCGAUUGCGUCUGUGAUCCGGGCGUCUGGGUGCGAUGUUCCCGACUGGAUCUUCCAACUGCCAAACUUGCCGAAGAAGCAGCGGUCGCGGACGGUGACGCGCGCGACGAUCAGCUCGAGCGCAGCGGCGAUGAUGGCGGACAAGGCAAAGCGGCGCGCGUGGGCAGAGAAGCAGCGCGCCGGCAAGGGAAAGAAGGCGAAGCGCGGGAAGAAGAAGAGUGGUGGUCGUGGUGGCGGUGGUGGUUCGAAGAAGGGGAAGAAGCAGGGUGCUGUGGACUUGGCAGAGUGAUGGAUGAGGGUGGAUGGUUCUUCUCUCAUACAUGCAUACGCUGCGAUGGAUGAACAUGUG